Zingiber officinale is the source of this 2058-nucleotide messenger RNA. Its product is annotated as protein DEFECTIVE IN EXINE FORMATION 1-like. The transcript has 12 exons. Bases 1 to 2058 code for a protein of 685 amino acids. Gene Ontology annotation, molecular function: protein binding. NCBI's taxonomy places the organism in Eukaryota, Viridiplantae, Streptophyta, Magnoliopsida, Zingiberales, Zingiberaceae. The record is from RefSeq and is a predicted model, not a curated record.
AUGUCAAAGUUUGUGGUUGACUUAUUGUUGUAUUCUUGCAACUCCAGUGAUGGCAAGCUAGAGAUAGUGGUACCAUCAUUUGUCCAUUACCUCGAAGUAUUGGAGGGUUCUGAUGGUGAUAAAAUGCCAGGAUGGCCUGCUUUUCACCAAUCGACAGUCCAUUCCAGCCCUCUCUUAUAUGAUAUAGACAAGGAUGGUACAAGAGAAAUAGCGUUAGCUACCUAUGAUGGAGUUGUAAAUUUUUUCAGGGUCUCUGGCUAUCUGAUGAUGGAUAAGCUAGAAGUACCUCAUAGAAAGGUUCGUAAAAACUGGUAUGCUGGCUUGGAUCCAGAUCCAGUGGAUCGUUCACAUCCAGAUGUCCAUGAUGAUUCAAUUUCCAAGGAGGCUUCUGCUAAGAACUCAAUAUCUCAUAUAAAUGGGAGCAUGAAUGGGUCAAAUAAUUAUGAUUCUACAAACAUUGUGAACAACCUCUCAAUGAAUACAUCUAAGCUUGAGGACAGAGGAAAACUUGAUUUUGCCCAAACUAGUCAAUACAAUGGAGUGUCAAGCAAUCUUAAUGACACAAUCAAAAGGGACGCUUCAUUGGAAAAUGGUACAGAGGAAAAUCAAACACAAACGCAAAGAAGGCUUCUUGAAGAAAUUGAUAAUCAAGGGGCCCACGAUGGACAUUCGAAAGACCAUAACACUGGUGAUGGAGUGCAAGGAGCAACUGUGGAAAAUGACCAAGAACUGGAAGAAGAAGCUGAUUCAUCUUUUGAUUUGUUUAGAGAUACAGAUGAGUUAGUUGAUGAGUAUAAUUAUGACUAUGAUGAUUAUAUUGAUGAAUCAAUGUGGGGGGAUGAAAAUUGGAUAGAAGAGAGCCAUGAGACAGCAGAAGAUUAUGUUAGCAUAGAUUCACACAUACUUUGCACUCCAGUAAUUGCUGACAUAGAUAAUGAUGGUACUAAAGAAAUGGUUGUGGCUGUUUCAUACUUCUUUGACCGCGAGUAUUAUGAUAAUCCAGAGCAUUCAGCUGAGUUAGGGGGUAUCAACAUUGAAAAAUAUGUAGCAAGUGAGAUUGUAGUUUUCAACCUUGAUACAAAGCAAGUCAAAUGGAUUCAAGAUCUUGAUUUAAGUGUCGAUUCGGGGAAUUUCCGUGCAUAUGUUUAUUCUUCUCCUACUGUGGUUGACUUGGAUGGUGAUGGAAAAUUGGACAUUCUUGUUGGCACUUCCUAUGGCUUGUUUUAUAUUUUGGAUCAUCAUGGCCAAGUGAGAAACAAAUUUUCUCUUGAGAUGGCUGAGAUUCAAGCACCAGCUAUGGAAGCUGAUAUUAAUGAUGAUGGCAAAAUUGAAAUAGUGACAGUUGGCACUCAUGGAAAUGUUGUAGCAUGGACUGCACAAGGAGAAGAAAUUUGGGAAGUGCAUCUUAAGAGUCUAAUACCACAGAUAAAUAUCAUUAUGGCAGAGCAGCAGCCUGUAGCACCCCGUGGCUACAAGGUCCUUACUGUUGUCGGAGACUCAUUCACUCCAGAUGGCCACCGAGUUGCCACAUAUAUCACAGGCAAAUUCAAGGAACGAAAAAGAUACACAUGGGUGGACGGGCAAGAAGAGCAAUUUAAAGCUACAUGGAAUACUUACUGUGCUAAAUUGUACAGAGAUCAUAUGUAUUAUAUGAGAAAGAAGGGCAUCAGGCCUCCGUAUGUUUCUGAGACGAUUUGGAGUGCAUGGACGGCCACCUGGGUUGCAGAAAGGUGGCAAACAAAUGCUGAAAAGGCAAAAGCAAAUAGAAAUACAGAGCCAGGUGGCCUGAGCACCGGCUGUGCUAGUUCCUCUUCUUCCAGUGAGAUGCAGUCUUUAAGACAUGAAAAUCAAGAACUGCGUACUCAACUGAAAUCAAUGGAUCAGAGGAUGACUGAGAUGGAUCAAUGGAGAGCUGAUGAGGAGAAGAAGAGAGUCGAACGCGACAAGAGCAAUGAUGAUCUCAUGGCCCAGAUGCGCCAGAUCGUGGCUAAUUUCACUCAGGGAUCACAUGGUUCUGAGUCACAGGAGACUCAAGAUCCAUCACGCAGGGAUGAUUAA